Nicotiana tabacum (common tobacco) is the source of this 594-nucleotide messenger RNA. The record is from RefSeq and is a predicted model, not a curated record. NCBI's taxonomy places the organism in Eukaryota, Viridiplantae, Streptophyta, Magnoliopsida, Solanales, Solanaceae.
AUGAAUUGGAGGUUUAUACUCUUGGAGUUGAUAAGAAAUGGACGGGGAUCACUUACCAAUGUUAAUGUCAAUGGUUCUCUUCAUUGGAUGGAUAGUGAAAAUCACAAAAAAAGUGCCAGCGCCUGCAUUUACUCCUUUAAUAUUGGGACAGAAGAAGUGAAGUCUGUGCCACCUCCACCUGGCCUAGAAGCUCCAUCCUCUUGCUUGAGGCUAGUCGAGUUGGGUAAUUGUCUGUGUCUGUGUUUGUCCGAUAAUAGCUAUAGUCAACAUGUCGAUAUAUGGUGGAUGAAAGAGUAUGGAAUAGCUGAAUCAUGGACUAAAGAUCGCAUUUUGAUGGAUUGCAUUCUGCCUGAUAUACGUCAGGGUACAUUUAUACCAAUCAUAAUUUGGAAAGAUGGAGAAAUCUUGAUGCGAAGCGAACAUGGCACUCGACUAGUUUCUUACAGCCCAAAGGAGAUUAAGUUUAGGAAGGUCAAUGUUUACUGUAGUGUCAUUGCAGUGACUAAAUACGUUCCAAGUUUUUACUCACUCAAGACUGUCAUGGGGGACAAUUUUCAAGUCUCAAAUGUUUAUCCAAAGGCUAAGAUAGUUUAG